Artibeus jamaicensis (Jamaican fruit-eating bat) is the source of this 5107-nucleotide messenger RNA. Its product is annotated as UDP-glucuronosyltransferase 1A3-like. Bases 1164 to 2165 code for a protein of 333 amino acids. Gene Ontology annotation, molecular function: UDP-glycosyltransferase activity. Lineage: Eukaryota; Metazoa; Chordata; Mammalia; Chiroptera; Phyllostomidae. The transcript has a single exon. The record is from RefSeq and is a predicted model, not a curated record.
CAUAUGCCCAGGGUGGACUCUGUUAUGGGGUCAUUUCCUUCCAAAGGGAAGCUGCAGCCUCACUGGUCAUGGCCGCCUGAGCCUGGAUGUCCGUGUGGCAGAAACCAAGGAUGGGCAGGAACCCACUUACACCGUCCCCAGGGCGUGCGGCCCACCCUGCUCUGGAGGAAUCCAUUCUCAUGAGGACUCAGGGCUGCAAGAUGUACAAAAGGCCUGGAUUAAGGCACAUCUUACUCCCUGAAACUAAGUAGUGAAAGACUGCUACCCACAGCAGCACAGAGGAGAGGAAUUCAGACAGAGCCUGCCUGGCCCAAGGCGAGGUGGCAGCUCCCUGCUGUCCCGGGGAGCACAGACCCUGGGAGGAGGGUGAGUUCCGGCCCCACUGCAUCACUGCCCACUUGUGCUGCAGAGAACCCCAACUCCUAUUCCCGGAGGUGGGUGAAGAAACCUUAAGAAACCCGGGGCUGUCUUUACCAAGGCUCGGGCUCAGGGUUUCUCCAGAUGUUUCCGUUGUUGACAGCUGCUCAAGCAGGCUCGUCCCUGCACAUGGCAGAGACGAACUCGUGUGGAAGAAGGACAAAACCAGAGAGCCAGGCUCCCCUUUCCCAUCGCAGGAAGCUGUCUUGGCCAUGUAACAUAUGCUUGCUGAGGGUGUUCUGUGUUACCCACCAAUGGAAGGAAAGAGUUUUAAGAGUUCUCAAAUAAGGGCACAUCCAGCAGCAAGGUUCUGGUUGGGGACUGGGCACUGGGGACCCCUGGGAGCUCAGUCACAACCCUGCAGAACCCGGUUCACAGAGGAGCGGGCGUGGUGGAAAGUUGAUGUGGGCACCCACAACCUUGUUGGGGAAUUGAAUGAGAAAUAAGGAGAGUGAACUAGAAAGUCCCCUGGAGAAAGCAGCAAAACUCAGAUGAACUUCUCUGAGUUCUCUUCUCAAAGAGAAGGGGGGAUUCCCAAAAUAAGUUGGAUUGUUAUCUCCUUAGGAAACGUAGAAGGGUGAAGGACAAGGGCACAUCGAUUCUGUAAUGAUUAACAUAAGUGGGGCACCCAGCCCUGCAGUGACGUGCCCUUCUGUUAAUUGGCUCGAUGACAGCAUAAGACAAAGGAAUCCCACGUAGGAGACUCAGUCGGAGCCGAAAAGUCAGCUGCUCCUACAUCUGCGGAGAUGGCUGCGGGGCCCCUGCUUCCCCUCCCGGCACUCACGGGGCUGCUGCUCUGCCUGUGUGCUGGGCUCUGGGCUGAGGGCGGGAAGGUGCUGGUGGUCCCCAUGGAGGGCAGCCACUGGCUCAGCAUGCGGGAGGUCGUGGAGGAGCUCCACGCCAGGGGCCACCAAAUAGUGGUCCUUUCACCGGAGGUGACUUUGCACAUCAAGGAGGAAGACUUUUUCACCCUGAAAACCUACGCCACUUCGUACACCCAGGAAGAAUUUCAGGACAUCAUGCUGGGACAGAGCUACCUGAUUUUUGAAAGAAUGCAUUAUCUAAGAACAUUUUGGAAAACUGUGGAAAUUAUGAAAAAUAUGUCUCUCAUGUUUCAAAAGUCUUGUGAGGAGCUGGUGCAUAACAAGGACCUGAUCAGGCAAUUGAAUGCCAACGCCUUUGACGUGGUCUUGACGGACCCCCUCUACCCCUGCGGGGCAGUGCUGGCUCAGUACCUGUCCGUUCCUGCUGUGUUUUUUUUGCGUGCCCUUCCAUGUGACUUUGAUUCUGAGGGCACACAGUGCCCAAACCCUUCCUCAUAUAUUCCUAGGCUACUAACGAGGCUUUCAGACCACAUGACAUUCCUGCAAAGGGUCAAGAACAUGCUCUACCCUCUGGUCAUGAAGUAUGUUUGCCACAUUUCUUUAUCUCCUUAUGCAAGCCUGGCCUCUGAGCUUUUUCAGAGAGAGGUGUCACUGGUGGAUGUUUUCAGCUACGCAUCCCUGUGGCUGUUCAGAGGGGACUUUGUGUUUGACUACCCCAGGCCGGUCAUGCCCAACAUGGUCUUCAUUGGGGGCAUUAACUGCGCCCACAGGAAGCCACUGUCUCAGGUCUGUAUCUGUGCUUAUAUGCAAUCCAUGUGUCGGGCAGGGCGCGUUUUAAUUUUUAAACUGGUUCCAGGUGCUGCCGUACCUUCCCAUCUUCUCUGUGGGUUUCUUCCUCUCAUUCUUCGUCUAAGCCUUUGGUGAGAUAGAUUGUUCCAGUGGCGUCAGUCGUGCGGUGAAGGUCUGUGAUGGUCAGUAAGAGGAAUGAGAGGUGGGGGUGAAGUUCCGGGAUAGGGUUCACACACGGCGGUGUGGUUCCCGUGAUUGUCCUUUGGUGAAGGCACCCUCUUUACGUUUGUGCAAUUUUCGCUGGCUGGGUAGGAGCGGAGACACUGAGUCACGAACUGAGUCCCAGUAGGGGCCCUGGUCCGCCACCCAGGCAUCUGCCCUGACUGGUAAUCGAACUUGCGACCCUUGGAUUCAUAGGCUGGUACUCAAUCUGCUGAGCCACACCAGGCAGGGCUACUGUUUUAAAAAAUUUGGUGUGUAUUUUAUACUCAGAGCACAUUUCGGUCUGCACUAGGAACGUUUCAAAUGGUCCCUAGGUACCACUGACAGCUCCUGUAUCAGGCAGCACACAGGCAGUUCUUGUGGAUGUUCCACUGAUGCUCUUAAAAUGCAUAUUUUUAAUGUUUGUAUUAAAAAACCUCAAUGUGCCCAAUUCUGCAAAAGAUGUCUUAAAUGACACCCUAUUUAAAUGUAGCUCAAUUUAUAUUUGGAAUUUUAAUAGUUUUUGCUUAUAUGUAUAGCUGCGUGAUUGGUGCACAUAGUUUUAUUACUGUGGUACUUUCUUGAUAGUCCAACUUUUAACAUUUUAAAAAUUGUGGUAAAAUACACUGAACGUAAGGUUUACCAUCUUAACCAUGGUAAAGUAUACACUUCACUAACGUUUACUAUUUCACGUAGCUGUGCAACUAAUUUCUAGAACUCCUUUAAUUUCGAGAAUUUGAAACUCUAUUCCUGUUCAACACCGACUCCCCACCCCCCGCCCACCCCCCACCCUGCCUGCCCCUGGCAACGGUCAGUCUUCUACUUCAUGUCUCUGUGAACUUGACUCCUCUGGGUACCCCAUAAAUUUGUCUUUUAUUGUAUUAUAGUAUUUGUCUUUUUGUGAUUGGCUUAUUUCAUUGAGUAUCAUGUCCUCAAGUUGCAUUCACAUUAUGCUGUAUCUUGGAAUUUCCAAUCUGGUUAAGGCUGCCUGAUACUCCAGUGUAUAAUUUAUGGCGUCUGCUUAUCUAUUCACCCUUUGAGAGGCACUGGGAUGACUCUCACCUUUGAGCUGCUGUGAAUAAUGCGGCUGUGCACGUGGGGUUCAGAUAUCUCUUUACGACCUUGCUUUAAGUGAUUUGGGGUUUACACACACAGCAGUGGAAUUGCUGAAUCAUGGGGUAGUUUUCUUUUUAAUUCUUAGAGGAACUGUCCUAUUAUUUUCCAUUGUUGGCACAGUCUUACUUUUCUACCAGUAGAGCACGAGGGUUUCAAUUUCUUCACAUCUUCUCCAUCACUUGUUUUCUUUUUUUUUUUUAAGUAAUCGUUCUAGUAAAUGUGAUGUGGCAUCUCACUGUGGUUUUGAUUUGCAUUUGUAUUUGUGAUGUUGAGCAUGUCUUCAUGUGCUUGUUGGCCAUCUGUGUAUCUGCCUCCAAGAAAUGUUCUUCCAAGUCUUUUGCCCAUUUAUGAAUGUGUUUUUCUUGUUGUUGUUGAGUUUUUAAAGUUGUCUGUGUAUUCUGCAUAUUAAUUGUUCAGCAGAUAAAUGAUUAGCAAAUAUUUUCUCUCAUUUUGUGGGGUUUUUUUUUACUCUGUUGAUAGUAUCAUUUGAUGUACAAAUUUAAAAAUGUUCAUAAAGUCCAAUUUGUCUAUUUUUUAUUACCUGUCUUUGGUGUCAUAUCCGAAAAUCAUUGCCAAAUCUAAUGUCGAAAUUUGUCCUGCAGUUUCUUCUAGGAGCUUUAGUGUGCAUCAGGCUUUGCGUGUGUGUGCUUUAUUUACGUUGAGUUGGUUUUUGCGUGAGGUGUGAGCUCAGGGCCCAGUUUCAUUCUCUAGUAUGUGGGUGUCCAGUUUCCCCAGAAAUCCAUGCUGUGAAGACUGUCUUCCCCCAUUGGAUGCUCUUGCCACCUUUGCCAAAACUCAUUUGGCCAUUUAUGUAAAGUCAUGUCUAUUUCAACUUAAAAACUUCAUUAAAAAACUUGCUUAAAGAGUUUUUAAUAACAUUUUUAAAAUGCCUCUCAUGAUUGUUUCUUCUGCUGUAAGAAUUCUGUAAACUCACAUAAUAUAUAUACUUGAUUUUAUUCCUUCCAUUUGGUAUAGACUCGUUCUUUUUGCUCUUUCUUUCUUUCUUUCUUUCUUUCUUUCUUUCUUUCUUUCUUUCUUUCAUUUUUAACAAGUUUUUUCUUGUGCUGUUGUUACUGUGGAAAUUCUCUGGCACUUUCCCAUGUCUGUCAAUGCAGGGUAGCAGGUGUUCAACCCUCUGCUCUCCUGCCGCCCUCGUCCGCGGACGCCUUUCACGUGGAAAAGCCACUGUUAUCAGGGCGUUGCCUGGGUGGGGCCUUAGGUGAUCGUCAGGGCGGGGCCUACUGUGUGAUCUGGGUGGAUGGUGACUCAGAUAUGGUGCCUGAGAAUGCUGCUGUUUCUUCCACCCUCCCAAUCCCCACCGGAUCUUUACAGCCAGAAGUUGUGGGGACUUACCUUCCGGGCACUAGAACCCUGGGCUGGGUAGUCUGAUGUGGGGCUGGGAUCACUUGCUCCCAAGAUAUCCCUCUGUUUUAUAACCACCACACGUGGGUUUGGGACCAGCUCGCUCAGCGUCUCCACGUCUCCAUGUCUCCAAGUCUCUGCCCUUCCUACCCAUCCAGACGAAUGUGAUUUCUUUAAUUCCUUAGUUGUCAUUCUUCCAUACGGCUUGAUUUCCUGACAGUUCCAAGUGACGUUUGUUUUAUAUUUUAGUUGUAAUUUUGCCGUGGUUGUGCCAAGAGGCAAGCUGCGUUUCCCUACGCCUCCAUCUCAACUGGAAGUUCUAGCACAUGGUCUUUAAAUAUUCUAUUUGAUGUGUGAACCCUGACAAUUUAAAAAAAAAAACAAAGAAGAAAAUGAAA